AUGCCGUCUUCGAAGGCCUCGGAGGCUACGACCGGCAGCAGUAGCUGGCUGGGUGCCAAAGCCAGCAUGCACUUCUCCGUAGACCUCGAGUUGUCCUCGAGGGUAUGGUUCCAUCAAAUCGUGGUGUCCGUGGGCGCCUACCUUGCCAGUGCGCUGGGAAUCACUGCGAGUAUAAUCAUGUUGUGCUUUGCACCACUGCUGCCUGCACCUCGACCUGCGCCUGCCGAACCUGCCGUGAAGGAAAAGGCACGGCGUUCGCGCUCCAAAUCCGUCAAGCGCAAGAAGGCAGUUGCCGAUCUCGCUUCCAAGGCUACGCCCACUACAGAACCUCUGCCAAAGCGACCCUCGAUGCCGGCGAGGCACGUCUCUUUCCAAUCUCAGGAGCCACCUUCGCGUCCGCCGAGUCCCUUCAGGAAAUCGUCUACUUGUGUGCCUCGCCGCUCCAGCUCGCCUCCGCCGUCUCCGCGAUCGAAAAUACUUGGAUUGAGGCGCCCAUCAUCUCCAGCUCGCCAAGCGCCUAUAGCCAUCUCUGACGACGAAGCCAUAAAGAGUCCCCGGUCCGGUCAAUACUCUCAACCUGCGUCACCAGAAGCACCGGGCUCGGAGCCACUUAGCCGCCCGUCUACUGGUCAACGCAAGCGCCCGUGGCUCGGCCUUCGCAGGGCGAAUACGACAGCUUUGGUGCCCGAAAUCGCCGUCUCGCCCAUCGCCGAGGGAGAGAGUUCAACAAAGCCGUCAGGCAUCCCCCGUCUGUGCGAUUCGCUGAAACGCGUCGACUCUGCUGCAAGCAGUACGUUCGAGGGUUCGGGUAGCGCGGAUGAGCAUGGAAGCUUGGCGAGUGCAACGACGGUUGCCGGGAGCGUGGAGAGUGCAAGGGAACGCGGUCGAUUCGGGUGGCGCCUCGCUUCGAAGAGCAGGAACCGGUCAUCAAAGAGCCGCACGCGAGCCUCGUCGCAACCACGUCCCUCGACAGAGAUGACUCCGCCGGUACCAGCCCUUCCGCCGCCCAUUAACACACACGUGGAGGGCCCUCCUGAGUUUGUUCUCUCCCCGCUCACCGCGUCGCCAACGAGCCUGGUCCCGGACGCAUCGGACGCGUUGCCAGAGGUGGGCACUCCGACCACUGCGGGAUCAGCGCCCGCGGGUAAGGGCCAUCGACGAGGAUCGUCAGCUUCAUCUGGGCGCAAGGGCUUCAUUUCCCCCUUAACCCCGGGGACGCCGUGUUCCGAGCUGUGCCCUCCAGGAUGGACGAAGAAGCCGCGGAAAACAUCAGCGGGUAGCCCUCAACCACGCAAUGAGAAGCCUGCUCGGACGCAACCGUAUGCGUACCCGUACUUCGCACCACCACCAGAGUUGGGCGAAUGGGGCGUGCGACAUCCCGAGGUCGAUGCCGCGGCUACGCGGCCCUCGGCUGUGCGGUAG
This is a messenger RNA of Peniophora sp. CBMAI 1063, 1422 nucleotides long. The record is from the annotation of a GenBank genome assembly. Lineage: Eukaryota; Fungi; Basidiomycota; Agaricomycetes; Russulales; Peniophoraceae.